AUGCACCGCGCUCUGGACGCUCUUUUGUUGCCGGAAACGCAUCUGGGAGAAUGCAGUCACAUCCCGAUGUUGAGAGGUUGGAAAAUGAAGAUGUGUCUCAGAGAGACCAUUUACUGGGAAAAGAUCUCACCAGUCUCCCUGGCCUGGGUGCUGAACAACUUUUUAAUGGCUCUACAGCUGCUUCAAGGUUCCUACAGGCGGAAUUGGAACUGAAUGCACGGUUACGGACACUGUCCUUUGGGAAACCAGUGCGAUACACAUACAACCCCCUUGAAUAUGCCUGGGACACACAUCAAUGUUAUGUGGAGAAAUACUGUCAGGAAGGGCAGAGUGUUCUCUUUCUGGGCAUGAACCCAGGGCCUUUUGGCAUGGCACAAACAGGGGUUCCAUUUGGUGAGGUGAAAGCAGUUCGCAAUUGGUUGAAGAUCACUGGAGUCGUUGGGCGUCCAGCAGAGGAGCACCCUAAGCGGCGGAUCACAGGCCUCGACUGCACUCAGAGUGAAGUGAGCGGAGCCCGUUUUUGGGGCUUUUUCCAAGAGCUCUGCGGUGAAACUCACAACUUCUUCCGCCACUGUUUUGUCCACAACUUGUGCCCUCUAAUCUUCAUGAGUGAGUCUGGCAAGAACCUAACCCCGCCUGAACUUCCGGCUGCGGAGCGUGAUGCCCUUUUGUCCUGUUGUGACAGCGCUCUUUGUCAGGUAGUCACUGUACUGGGUGUCUCCAUGGUGAUCGGAGUGGGCAAGCUAGCCGAGCAACGCGCUCGACGGGCUCUAUUGGAAGCAGGCAUCACAGUAAGAGUGGAGGGUAUUAUGCAUCCGUCCCCUAGAAACCCACUGGCUAAUAAAGGUUGGGCUAGCAUAGCCAGAGACAAACUAGGUAAUCUGGGGGUUUUACAUUUGCUUACCAGAUAAUGAUGAUAAUGACAAAUACUACCUCUGCAUUUUUUACCCGGUAAUAAUUUUAAACCUUAUAAUUGCCAUUAUGAGUGACUUAAUGAAAUGAGACUGAUGAAAGUAAGAAGUAAUGUUUAAGAUAACAGAUGCUAUGACCAUUAAUGGAGCAUUUAAUCACACAUUAAUUAUUUUUAUUUUCUUUUAUGUGUAAUAUUUAUCAGUGCAUGUAUAUAUGUGUACAGAACCUUUGAUGGCCAUUUUAAGCUCUUUUGUAUAUCAAGACGUAAAGGUGCAUGAAUAUGUGGUAAGUGUGGUCUUUUUUUUCCUUUUUUUUUUUUUUUUAAUCUUAAAUGUAUUUUUUAUAUUGUUUGUUACUGCAUAUUUCAUUUGUGGAGCUAGGAAAAAAAAUACUGUAGAUGUUACUCUAUGUUAGUCUUUGAUUAUAAUACACUAACUUACCCAGAGUGAGCUUAGGAGGUUGCUAAUAUACCUUGAGUUCAAUGUUAUUUUUGUUGUUGAGUGGAGUGUUUUUUUUUUUUUUUUUUAUGUGUUAAACCUCAAUGUUGAGUCAAUGUAUGGGUGAUGGCAAUAAAUUCUACCUCAUGUUA
Labeo rohita (rohu) is the source of this 1501-nucleotide messenger RNA. RefSeq names its product single-strand-selective monofunctional uracil-DNA glycosylase 1 (gene smug1). Gene Ontology annotation, biological process: base-excision repair. Lineage: Eukaryota; Metazoa; Chordata; Actinopteri; Cypriniformes; Cyprinidae. The transcript is spliced from 3 exons. Bases 51 to 911 code for a protein of 286 amino acids. Gene Ontology annotation, molecular function: oxidized pyrimidine nucleobase lesion DNA N-glycosylase activity; single-strand selective uracil DNA N-glycosylase activity. The record is from RefSeq and is a predicted model, not a curated record.